Pimephales promelas (fathead minnow) is the source of this 1983-nucleotide messenger RNA. Lineage: Eukaryota; Metazoa; Chordata; Actinopteri; Cypriniformes; Leuciscidae. The record is from RefSeq and is a predicted model, not a curated record.
UGCUCCAUACUCCAAUCCAGUAGGUGGCGGACAAUGCACCUUGAAGUUGGUUUGCCAACCGCCAUUUAAACAACAGAAGAAGAAGAUAUGUUUUGCUCUGGUGGACAUCUACGAGCGUUUCUUGUGGUUUUGUCUUCCCGUGGAUUACUCUUGGACUGUUUAUUCUCUUCGUGAUUCUUUUCUGCCUGUCCUGGACUGUUUGUUAUUGAGGACUGAUUUAUAUUGGAUAAAAACACAGUGAUCACAGUUCACACCUGCAGUGAAGCCCCUCCCACAACAAUUCACCAAUAAAUACUGGGAAUAUUCCCAUCAUCCUACAAGAGAAGGACCAACUCCAGGAGUAGCGGCUGAAAUCCGUGUGAUGGUUAAAGAUGGAGUUUAUUAAAGAGGAGAUUGAAGACAUGAGUGAUCCAGAACCAUCCAGAAUAAAACAUGAAGAUACUGAGGAACAAAUAGACCAAGUGAGAGUGAAAGAGCAAAGACAAGAACUGAAUGAAGUGAAGGAGGAACAUCACCAGGUGAGAGUGAAAGAGCAAAGACAAGAACUGAAUGAAGUGAAGGAGGAACAUCACCAGGUGAGAGUGAAAGAGCAAAGACAAGAACUGAAUGAAGUGAAGGAGGAACAUCGUAACUUUACAAUUCAAAGAACAAAAGCCAAAAAGAUACACACAUGCACUCAGUGUGGAAAGAGUUUCACAAAGAAAGUACACCUUAACACACACAUGAGAAUUCACACUGGAGAGAAACCGUAUACAUGCACUCAGUGUGGAAAGAGUUUUACUCAAUCAUCAAGUCUCAGUGUUCAUCUGCUCAGUCACUCCGGAGAAAAGACAUUUAACUGUGAUCAGUGUGGUAAAGAUUUUAUUUCAUCAGCAAAUCUAAAACAACACCUGAAAGUUCAUUCAGAUGAGAAGCCUUAUGUGUGCUCUCUCUGUGGAAAGAGUUUUUCGUGGCUGGCCAACUUUAUACGGCACCAGAAAACACACAAUGAAGUGAGAGAUCAUGUGUGUUGUUACUGUGAGAAGAGCUUUACUGCAUCUGUUGAUCUGAAACGGCACCAAAUAAUUCAUACUGGAGAAAAACCUUACAAGUGCUCACAUUGUGACAAGAGUUUCAAUCGGUCUGGAAACCUGAAAUCACACGAGCGAGUUCACACUGGAGAGAAGCCGUUCGACUGUACUCAGUGUGGGAAGAGUUUCACAGCUUUAUCCACACUUAAUUAUCAUCUGCUCCGUCAUUCCGGGGAAAAAUCAUUUAACUGUGAUCAGUGUGGUAAAGAUUUUAUUUCAUCAGCGCAUCUAAAAUCGCACCUGAAAGUAAAUUCAGAUGAGAAGCCUAAUGUGUGUUCUCUCUGUGGAGAGAGUUUUUCAUGUCUGAACGGUUUUAAACAGCACCAGAAAAUACACAAUGGAGUGGGAAAUUAUGUGUGUAGUUACUGUGGGAAGAGCUUUAAUACAUCUGGUGAACUGAAACGGCACCAAAGAAUUCAUACUGGAGAAAAACCUUACAAGUGCUUAUUCUGUGACAAGAGUUUCACUCAGGUUGGAAACCUGAAAAAACACGAGCGAGUUCACACUGGAGAGAAGCCGUACGACUGUACUCAGUGUGGGAAGAGUUUCACUCAAUCAAGUAAUCUAGUGACUCAUAUGAGAAAGCAUUGUUCUGUGUCACAGUGAGCAAGUGUUCUGUUAGAUUUAAAUAAAGUAAAUGUGUAGUUAGUUAACUAAUACACUAAUGUUUGCUGUAAAUGCCACAAGAUUGUGUUUUAAAUGUUACAGAACAAGAAAGAAAAUUAUUUUGAUUGAACACUUACUCAAAGAAAUACCAAAAUUAAAAGUUACUGGAAACAAAUGUAGAAAAACAACAGCAAUCAGUUAUUUGUUAAUAUAUAAAACAAUUCCCUGAAUUUGUUUGUUUUUGUUUUGUUACUUAAAGCCUGUUAUUACAUAUGCAGAUGUAUGUUUAAUAACUGUACAAUUCUCA